CGCCAACGUGAUCAUCUAAGAAUGUGCGUUUGGAUUAUGAUGAGCUUUUACAGCUGAUGAUGAUGUAUUCCUCUACAUUCCUGCGAUAGAUCACCUCGUUGUUAGAGAUACAUCCUGCAUGAGCGUUUCGACAACAAAUCUGAACAACCUCCUCUGCUUAAACCACCUUUCUCGUUCGUACAAUGAAUGUGUCCCGCAAAUUACCACAUUUCCUUCAGCUAUAUUUUAUUUGUAUCGUCGGCCUGAUCGGGGCAGUGGGUCUGGAAAUCAAAAACCAUCCCCGGACGGACGUCAAAAAUGUGUCCACAGCCUAUCCAUUUACCAUCGAGCCGCGUAAAGAUACCGCAUUGGAACAGUAUAAAUCACCGCCAUUCGAUGACAAUGGCCACAGGCGGUCCACUCUUAACCGUCACCGAUCGCAACCCUUAUCCCACCAAACCGAUGCAAAAUCAGGGAGGGCUUCGUUCAGCCCGACCAACGACCAACGAGAACCCCGGAAAAACUACGACACUCUCAUCCCAUUAUCCGUGGAAGCGAAAGACGGGUCGAUACACGCGGUCGAUAAGUCGGAAAACAAUCAUGCGGAAAUGAAACUUUCUCAGCGUCAUCAUCGGCCAGCAAGCGGUGUAUUGAAGGUGGGAGGGGACGUCCAGCAGUCGGCUCGCAUGCUCGACGACCGGUUUCCUGUCGAUGAUGAUGUUGUCGACGCUGCGAAGGACGAAUACUACGACACUCCUACCGGGGAAGAGCACGAAGGUGAUAAUUAUGAGGACGGUAAAAUAAUCAAUUCGGGUGCGUUGGACAACUUUUUUGGCGGGAAAUCUACGGCUUCGUCCAGCGGGGCGUCAGGUGCCGAGGGAGAAUAUCGGAAGGGUUCGAAAUCGGUGCAUGGCUAUAAGAGUGGAAAAUCGGAGGGUGCUCAGGAGUCGAAUGCACAAGAGGAACUCGACGAAGAGGACGAGGACGUUGAGGAUGAGGAGGAGGACGAUGAGGAAGACGACAGUGAAGUGUCAUAUGGCGAGGAUGUCCUUCCGCCGAGUGAAGCGUUCGGCACGUUUGGUGGAAGAACCGAGGGAGGGUUGAAGGUGGAGGAGGCGCCGUACUUUCUGGUCGAGCCCCAGAGUACUUACGUGAUCCGGAGCAAGCCAGCCGUCCUGAAGUGUAAAGCAGCCAACACGUUGCAGAUUCAUUUCAAGUGCAGUGGCAGCAUAAAGCCACCUCCGUCGAUCGAAGAAUCGCACGUCGACCCUCACAGCGGGGUUCACUUCCAGGAGGUGACGGCCACCAUAUCUCGCGACCUGGUGUACGAGUACUUCGGCAAGCUACCGUUCAAAUGCGAAUGCCACGCCUGGUCUCCUCGCGGGAAAGCCGUCAGCCAGCCAGCCUCGAUUAUUGUUGCGUAUUUGAAGAAAAACUUCGAGCUCCAGGACACCAGGAUUCGGGCUGAAAUUGGAGAAAAGCUGGAAAUAAAAUGUGUCGCUCCCAAGGGUUAUCCUAAGCCCCAAAUAACGUGGUUGAAAAACAACAUCACCAUCACGGCAAGCUCCCUGUUGACCUUCACCACAGAAGGAAACAUUGUGAUAACAAGUGUAAAUCUCCAGGACAUAGGAAAUUAUUCGUGCGUGGCGGAGAACAUUGCUGGAAAAAGAACAUCGGAGCCAAUCGAACUGAUCGUUUACGUGAAUGGAGGUUGGAGCCAAUGGAGCACCUGGCUGGAGUGUCGAUGUCCGGGAAAACCAGCUCAGGGAAGGAAGCGUACACGUACCUGCAGUGAUCCGAUUCCCCUGUAUGGUGGAGCACCCUGUGUAGGUCCUAACCAACAGAAGACAGUCGACUGUGUGACAUGUCCAGAAGACACACAGAUAAUCACUCCUAACGGCUUCGAGGAUAACGCAUUCGUUCGCCGUUGGUCCGCAUGGUCUGCGUGGAGCUCGUGCACAAAACAGUGCACCCAAUCAAGGAGAAGAAUCUGCCGCACGCAAAACGUGGACUACUACGAUAAGGCCCUGGUGAAGCACCAUCAACAGUUGGCCGCCCUGAUGGAGGAUCACGACGAGCAGGAGAGCAGUGCCUACGGUUGUCACGGCAAGGACGUUCAAACCAUCGUUUGUCGGGGUGGUGAAUGCAGAAUUGAUGACACAGCAUCUGAUUGGAUCUUUUAUCUGGGACUCGGGUUCAUCGUGACGCUCUGCCUGACAUUCCUGGUGUUUCUGUUGCACAUGCGACAUCGACAGAAGCUACCAACGUACUCAAUCACACGGACCUCUCCAGAUCAGCACACAUACACGCACGAGUUUCAAAAGAAGCUUACUCUCUCCUCGAACCCUCCCGACAUAAACAUACGUGUCAAUGGCUACGAAUAUUCCAAUGGCAGCACCAUGGAAGCCCCAAAGAUACCGAGUCAGAAUGUCCCACUUCUAUUGACCAGAUCCACAUCCGAACAUCACUACGACGAACCGCAAUUCAACUCGAUGCAAGCGAUUCAGGCGGCAAAUAAGGACGAUUCGGGCAUGAACGUGUACAACCAACAGAAGGCUGCGACGGGAGUGGUUCUUCAGCAUCAUUACCAUCAGUAUCACUCACUGGAGCAGAGCCACCUUCAACGCCAGAUAACAGCGGCAUCACCUAUCGCCACUCAAUCGCAGAAGGGCCAGUAUCGCAGCUCCGAAUCUCUGUCGGGGACGUCCAACACCAACACAUCAAACUCAACCUACGCCAUUGCCACGACGGAUUCGCUGGACACGUCCAGUUCGUCCGAGGCUAUGUACAAAUCGAACUCCGCUCGUCAGGUUGUCACCUCGGAAGGGGGAUGGCUGGAGCUGGAGCAAAACGUGUUUCUAGCCGUCAUGUACGACUCCAAAGAUACGAUACUAGUCGAAAACCAGGUCACCCACAUCAGUCCGACGAUUGUGUGUGGGCCAGCCAAGAGCAAUUUCUCCAAACCGCUCAUCAUCAAGGUUCCGCACUGCGCCGAGGACAUUGCCAGCUGGAAGGUGUCACUCUUCUACAAGGAGGAAGUGACGAACUGCUGGAAAAAGAUUGCGUCCUCGGAGAACGACGUGCCAAGCCCGCAGGCCUACAUUCAGCUGGACCAGCACAAUGCAUACAUCAUGACGCGGAAGCUCGGCAAGUACCUGCUCGGCGGAGAGAGUCUUGCACCAGAGGUGAACGUCACCAAGCGGCUGAAGAUCGUCAUGUUCGGUCCAGUUCGGAAACCGGAGGCCGACUUCAACAUACGCGCCUACGUACUGGAGGACUAUCCGAGUGCUCUCGAACACUGCAGUGGAAUCGAAACUCGACUGGGUUAUUUCCAGAUCGGACAGAGCUCGCCGUUCCACUUUGCCAAUAGCAAAGAGGCGAUGACGCUACGCAUCAACUGCUCGGGCGGAUGGACGACGGCCGCCGAGUGUUCGCUGCAGAAGAUCCCGUUCAAUCACAUCUGGAAGAACAUGGCGAUCCUGCACUGCGAGUUCUUGCUACACAAGCUGACCGAUGAGAUGCCUUGUUUACGAUUGGAGCUUGCUGCCGAGCAGGACAACGGUGCCAAAGUGCUUAUCACGUCCGUGGCGUUCUCGUGAUAGUACAUAGCGCGAGCUCUCCAAAAGCUGAUGACUUUGUAGAAGGGUGUCCUCAGACUCGGACAUGUCCUCAAGCAUAUGUUCUUUAAACAAACAGUUACUGUUAGCUGCGCACCACGUUAGACAUUGUCGCAAGGCGAGAACGAAACAAAAACCGAGGCCAUUACAUAGCGAAUAACGUAGCAUUAGAAUCUCACACUCAUAUACAAAUCGCACAUCUUCACCAGUUGUUAUCCAACGCAUGUAUCGUAUUGAGCUAUAGCGGUUGUGUCCAGUGCAAGGAUCGACUAUUAGAUCGUAGAACAGGAUGAAAAUGCCAAAUGUGGGGAGCUUUGGAGCUGGAGGCGUCAUGCAUGCCGUACUGUAGUUGUCAUCGCCGUUAAAAGUAGACACUCGCCCACUCGCAGGUCAGCGAUGCCAGCGGUGCAUUAAUCGAGUUGUACAUAAUACAAUUAACAGUUGUGCCGAUUAGUGACGAUCUAGGUUAAGAUUCUGUUUCCCACGGAUGUCCUUGUUUCCGUAGCUCUAUUGAUAAAGACUGAUUGUGAGGAACAAUAAAA
Anopheles stephensi (Asian malaria mosquito) is the source of this 4138-nucleotide messenger RNA. Its product is annotated as netrin receptor unc-5-like. Gene Ontology annotation, molecular function: netrin receptor activity. Gene Ontology annotation, biological process: netrin-activated signaling pathway; motor neuron axon guidance. The record is from RefSeq and is a predicted model, not a curated record. Gene Ontology annotation, cellular component: membrane. NCBI's taxonomy places the organism in Eukaryota, Metazoa, Arthropoda, Insecta, Diptera, Culicidae.